AUGCCGGCCCCAAGACCUGCUCACUUGGAGCCUUCCGAGCUAGGAACGAAGGAAUACUGGGACAACUUGUAUGCUACUGAGCUGGCCAACCAUGAGAGCAACCCCGAAGACACAGGCACGGUUUGGUUCGAUGACGCAGACGCCGAGGCCAAAAUGGUCCAAUUCUUGGCCGAGCUGGACGACGAAGGCAACCUGAACGCCCGGACCAUUCUGGAUUUGGGUUGCGGCAACGGUUCUCUGUUGCGUGCGGUCCGUGACGAGAUUUUUGCCGAUGGGGUGCCAGACGAGGACACCGAAGUAAGACUGCUCGGUGUAGACUACAGUGAAGCCAGCGUCUCGUUGGCACGAUCUGUGGUUGGCGAGGUAGCCGAUGCAGAGACGGGUGCGGGUGCGGACGGUUUGCCCAUCUCGUUCGCCGUCUGGGACAUGCUGCAGGGAUCGGCCUCUGAGCUCGUCCAAGACGGCCAGGCCGCGGCCUGUUGGGACCUGGUCUUGGACAAGGGCACCUUUGACGCCAUCAGCCUCGGGAACACAACUCGGGACAAUGACGACGGCGGCGCCGGCGAGAGUCCCAGUGUCGAGGUCCAGUACCGCACCCAGGUACUGAACCUCCUGCGGCCGGGUGGCCGGUUUCUGAUUACGAGCUGCAACUGGACCGAAACGGAGCUCUGUGCAUGGAUGGAGGACGAGGAAGAGCGCGAGCGGGCCGCACAGAACGGCGGCGCAUGGCUGGUCAAGGCAGGCCGUGUGGCGUACCCGAGCUUCCAGUUUGGAGGCGUGCAGGGUCAGACGGUAUGUACGGUAUGCUUUGAGAAGCGUGUCGCACCAGUGUCAUGA
This is a messenger RNA of Sporothrix schenckii 1099-18, 837 nucleotides long. RefSeq lists its product as uncharacterized. Gene Ontology annotation, molecular function: protein-lysine N-methyltransferase activity. Bases 1 to 837 code for a protein of 278 amino acids. The record is from RefSeq and is a predicted model, not a curated record. The transcript is spliced from 2 exons. NCBI's taxonomy places the organism in Eukaryota, Fungi, Ascomycota, Sordariomycetes, Ophiostomatales, Ophiostomataceae. Gene Ontology annotation, biological process: peptidyl-lysine monomethylation; peptidyl-lysine dimethylation. Gene Ontology annotation, cellular component: cytoplasm.